This is a messenger RNA of Chionomys nivalis (European snow vole), 4422 nucleotides long. RefSeq names its product coiled-coil domain containing 117 (gene Ccdc117). Bases 164 to 1063 code for a protein of 299 amino acids. The record is from RefSeq and is a predicted model, not a curated record. Lineage: Eukaryota; Metazoa; Chordata; Mammalia; Rodentia; Cricetidae. The transcript has 6 exons.
CCGACGUGUCUCUGGGCGGUCUGGAGUGGAGGGUUCUAGAAGGCGUGACGUGGGGGGUCGAAGCGGGUUCGGAGGCGGGUUCUUGUGGGCAGCGGCGGUGGCCGCCACGACCUAAGGAUACACUAGCGACUGGGGUGGCGUACGCAGCCUAGUCUUGGAAGCCAUGGCGGCGCUCGGCCGGCCCUUCAGCGGCCUCCCUCUGAGUGGCAGCGCGGACUUCCUGCAGCCGUCGCCGGCCUUCGCGGGCCGGGCCUUCCCGCCAGGAGCCACCGGCCCCGACCUGGCCCCGCGGCCGGGCGCCCGCGUUGCGCCUAGCGGCCCGGGCGGGAGAGCAACGCGCGGACGCAGUGUUUCCAUUCACUGUAGAAAGAAACACAAGCGAUUGGCGGAGGAUGAAGAAACUAAGGAAAGCCGGGCGGUGGUGGAUCCCAGCAUGUGGGAGGCAGACACAGGUGGAUCUCUGUGUCCAUUAAGGAAGAAGCGAUUGACUGAAGCUGAGCUCUGUACAGCUGCUAAUGAAUGGGCUCUCGACACACACCAGGGUGUAGAAGAUCAUGGGGUAAACACGUGUCCUAGUGGCCUUUCUGUACCCAGCAUGCUAGAUGCUGUCUGUGAAGAAAUGGAUCAGACAACCACAGAAGCACAGUGUGAAGUUGCCCGCAGGAGGCUUCAAGAGAUUGAGGACAGGAUAAUUGACGAAGAUGAAGAGGUUGAAAGUGACAGAAAUGUUAGCCACCUCCCAAGUCUUGUCCUUUCAGACACCAUGAAAACGGGUUUGAAGAGGGAAUUUGAUGAAGUCUUCACAAAGAAGAUGAUUGAGUCCAUGAGCCGUCCUUCAAUGGAGCUUGUGCUCUGGAAACCUCUCCCUGAACUCCUUUCUGAGAAGCCAAAGCCAUCUUCUAACCCUAAGAACUACGUGGGAGAGAGCCAGACGAAGCGUGCAGCUGCCAGCACUGCCUUUCCACAGAGAACUGAACUGCUGCUAGAACCUCGGCACACAGACACACCGCUUUACCACGCUCUGGAGACAGCUGCUAGCACAGAGGAGGAGAUGGAGCUCUAGAGACCAGUUUCUGCUCCGACUUGGCAAGUUCUAGAAGGCUCCUGUGUUGAGUAAUGAGCCUGCCUGUAUAGUAUAGGGACCUGAAAGUUUUAUGAAACGGGUGUAAUAUCUCCACCUGUGAUUUGGGGUGGGACUGUCAUUGUGGGUAGCCAUUUAUUGAAUUCAACUUUUUGCCAAGGAAGCUUAUCUCAAGGGAAAUACAGUUUUCUAACAGGCUUAUCCAAGAAAUGUUACAGUCUCUUUAAAGACAACCAUAGACGCUGAAUGUGUUACAGUGACUUAAGUCAUCUGUCACAUUGCUGAAGCCAUUCAUUCUUAAGAUGAUUUUAUAAAGAGGAAUGCUCCCAAUUGCCACUGUACCCUUACAGCAGAGUAUUGAGCUUCUUGUAGUGGUAACUGUACGCUUGGGGAGCGGGAGGGGAAAAAGCAAUAGUUUGGGUCUCUUGCAAAGGACUUGAAGGCACAAGGAAACUUGUGUUGGAGGCAGGUCGGUAUAGCUGUUAUUACUCAACCAGUAGCCCUUGGUCUCCUCUAAUGGCUGAUAAGCUCAGUUGCUCAGUAAUGUUUACACCUCAGUUAACUUUAAGUCGUUGAUUAAAAGAAUGUGAGGUAACCCUUGUGUGACUCGCCGAUGAAAGAAAGGUCUUUUCAUGAGGAUGUGCAGUGACAGCUAAACCCAGCGUUGGUAGCUUCUAGAGUUUAGAAAGGGAAGCUUACACUUGUAUUAGCAAGUUGAGUUUUUUAAAUGUUGGUUUUGAAACAGUGAAUUAGCUGAGAAUAAAUGGGCAAGUGUCUUGAAGAUUUAAUAGCUCAUUGUCCGGUGCUUAAGCUAUUGUACAGUAAGCCUAAAAGUAGGAGAUGGCUUCCUGCCAGCAGGAAAUCUUUACCCUUUGAGUACCCGAAUCAGGCUCAAGGUGUUCUUUGGGAAUAACCAGGGUUAAAGUUUUUAAUUUCUCAGGAAGAGCUCUUCAGCAUGGCAGGACAUGUAAUGAAGGCUUGGCAGCUCCUUCUGCGCUGUAGAGCAGUCUGUGUAAGGUGGUGGCUCUUUUCCACAGCAGAACACCUCAGUUUUCAUUUUCUGGGGUUCUUCUCCCUUUGUAAGGAGAAGAAAAGAGAAAGAUUUAUGCCGAGUAGAGGUGAAUUUUUAGAAACUAGCUUCCAGGCAUUUUUGCAACCCAUGCUGAAAUCCCUCCUGUGGACGGCAUAGAAGUCACAAGUCUGUCCGGUGGACUGUUUCUUUUGCCUAUUCUUGCUCUCUCUCUUUCUGUCUGGAUGUCAGGAAAAGGUGUAAUGUUUAAUAUUUAAACAAAAUAUUUAUGUCUACACAAUAAAAUUACUCCAGCUUCAAACCAGUAUUGAAACCAGUUGGAAACCAGCUAAUUGUUUCUUCACCUCAGACUCAGAGGUGAACGAAACUGUCUUCUUCUGUUGAAAUGUGCAAAUGUUUGGCUCAUGUCAUUUGAAAAACUCCUGACUUGUUUAAUGGGACCAAGGUGUAAAGUUUAUAGCCUUAAAGAAAUCUCUAUGCUAAGACAUCUUAGUACAGUUUAGAAGCAUGCAGGGACUGCCCAGAGUUUGGAGUUAGCCAGUGUUAGAGUGGGAAGGAAGUGACAGCUUUCCAGAGGGCACAGACACCAGGGCCACCUCUCAUCAAAGGCCUGAAGCGGCUUUGAUGCAUUUGGUAACUACUGAAGAGAAAGAAAAGGCGGCUUUUAACGAAGACACAAACAGAACUUUUCAGGAGCCCUUAUCUGACAUGACCCUUAUUUCUGCAGGAAAGUGAUGUUUCAUGCUCCUUUGUGGACUUUAUCUUCUUGCACAUGUUUGUACAAAAAGUCUUGUUCAUCCUUGUGGUGCUGGCUCAUCUGUCUCCACGGCCCCAAUGCCUCUGCGUCCUGUUUUCUUUUCUAGCAUAAGGCUUUGGCUUUGCCUUAAGGUUUUCCUAGGGAAUUAACAGGUCUUUUCAUCUUGUAUAGUUUUUGAAGCAUGGAUCAAACAUUGGCUCUGUAUGCUAAUGUGUGAAGGUCAGCAAUUAUCUAAAGCAGGUGAGCGUCAAUGAACAAAUGUGUGUUUCUCUGAGUUUGAGUCAGGUGUGUUGGGGUUUGUUUUGUUUCUUUUUGGAUUCUUAGUUUGGGUUUUUGUUGUUCUUAAUAUGAAGAAAUAAUGAGAAUCCAGUUCUCAUAAUUUAAAUCAUUCAAAAACUGCUCAUUCUUGAAAAGAUAAAAUAUAAAAUUUAAAAACAAGUAGGACAGGACUUAGACUAAAUAACUGCAGGGGGAACGUUAACCAGCAGGUUCAUUUGCUACUCUGGAUCUGGACCCUAACUUUAAUAGUGACAAGAAUGGUACAAUACUAAGAACAUUCUGGAAGAUGGUGUCAAUUUUGAUUUAAAAGUGAGACUCUGGUUUUUUCUGUAUGUUACUGUUUUCAAUAAAACUCAAGUGUUUUGAACUUUUUAAAGUACCUUAAUCUUGUACAUAAGGAAAUGAAAUAAUUUUUUCUUGCUUUCCUUUAAAUUUUAAUUAAGGUAGCAUUCCUAUCAGUGAAAAACUCACACUUGUCCUGAACUUAGAUACUGUUGGGUUAAAAGUGAGCAGUUUCAAAAAUAGACAGGCUGUUUUGCCUUUGUAAAUACACCUGCAGCCUGCUUCUGCCUGAGCAGGUCACUGCUGGGGUCCUUGUGAUGUUGACCCUUGAGACUAAUCCUUCAGUGCUCAUAUGUGAAGCUGAAGGGACUUGGAACCUUAGAGGUACUGGCUUGGCGGUCUGUGAUGUUGGUACAUGAUGUUCUCGGCUAAGAGCCAACAGUCACUGGGUGGCAGUAUUGCCUGCAUAUUUGCAAUUAUUCUUUGAUAACUGGAUCUCUUACUGGUGAGGCAAGUAGUUUAGCUUUGGGUUGCAGUUGCAGAAAACAAGACACUGUUUUAUUUUAAUCAAACUUUGAAAACCACGGUAAAAGUUAUCCAACAUAACUGGUUGGAAACUAAGAUUAGAAUAGAUGGUGACUGUUCAGUAUCUAACCAGCUCAGUGGGUCCAGGAUUUAAGUACAAGAUGAACAGAUACUCAGGGAAGUGCAGGUUUGGGUAUAUUGGUUUGGUUCUGUUAGUCCUCUAGUUCCUCAUACUAGUGGUGGCAUUUUAGAGAUGCAUUUUGAACAGUGCUGAUACUGAUGUUGACUUUUCAGCAUUGGUUUGGUGGGUAAGCCAGUCAUCCUACUUCAUGAAUGACAGAAGUCAAAACGGUUGCUAGGGAAGGGAGAGUCGUUUUCUUCAGUGGUGUAGCCACUGGUAAGUUGCCCAUGCUACAGUAAACCUCUCCACCCAUGCUCAUACAAGCAACCUUAGUUAAACUCAGUGGG